Mercurialis annua (annual mercury) is the source of this 2028-nucleotide messenger RNA. Its product is annotated as FRIGIDA-like protein 4a. Bases 160 to 1725 code for a protein of 521 amino acids. The record is from RefSeq and is a predicted model, not a curated record. NCBI's taxonomy places the organism in Eukaryota, Viridiplantae, Streptophyta, Magnoliopsida, Malpighiales, Euphorbiaceae. The transcript is spliced from 3 exons.
UUACACGUGCCUCACGCUUAUCUUUCCACGUCAUCACUGUCUCUCUUUGCUUUAUCACCUCAUUUUCUCUCCUCUUUACCUUUCAGUCAAAUUAUCACAGUUAGGGUUCCUCCUCUUCCUUCUCUAGCUACUGAGUCACACCAUACGAUUCUUCAUAACAUGGGGUCAGUCCCCGAUCCAGGCGAGUUGAACGAGUUAACUCAGCCGAGUUUCGACGAGUUUCAGCGCCAAACCUCACUGAUGACGAGCUGCACGCUUCUCUGGAAAGAACUCUCCGAUCACUUCACAACGCUCGAGCAGAAUCUCCAGAAGAAAUCCGACGCUUUGAAACGGAAGCUCCAGACGUUAGAUUCUGAAACCAAAACCUCACUCGUGAACCUCAAGAAACGGGAGGUUACAAUUGACGGAAGCGUAGAGAUCGCGAUGGAGCGCGUCGAUGAACAUAAGGAAGCGGCUCUGAAGUCAGUUGCAGGCUCCGACGAUCAUCCUGACGGCGAGGUGGAUAACGGCGACGGAUUAUUGGAGAUUCUGAAGUUAUUCUGUUUGAAGAUGAAAUCAGUUGAGUUUUGGAAAUUUAUCACGACGAGGAAGAAAGAAAUCGAGGUUUUACGUAGUCAGAUUCCGGUAGCGUUAUCGGAAUGUGUUGAUCCUUGUAGAUUCGUAUUAGAAGCUAUAUCGGAGGUUUUUCCUGUGGAUAAACGGUGCGAUAAGAGCGGAAAUGAUUUAGGCUGGGCUUGUGUUUUGACUCUGGAGAGUUUGAUUCCGGUUGUUGUUGACCCAGUAAUCGGGAAAUCACGACUAUUAGUGACGCCAAGUGUUAAAAAAAGGGCGACGAAUAUUGCGGAGACGUGGAAGAGAAGUUUGGAGGAGCGAGGUGGAAUUGAGAAUGUGAAAACGCCAGAUGUGCAUACGUUUUUGCAGCAUUUGGUAACUUUUGGGAUUGUUAAGAAGGAGGAUGUUGAUUUGUAUAGGAAGCUUGUUGUUGGUUCGGCUUGGCGUAAACAGAUGCCGAAACUUGCUGUUUCUCUUGGUUUGGGUGAUAAAAUGCCUGAUAUGAUUGAAGAACUAAUUAGUCGGGGGCAGCAGCUUGAUGCCGUGCAUUUUACUUAUGAAGUUGGCCUGGUGGACAAAUUUCCCCCUGUUCCUUUGCUGAAAGCAUUUCUGAAGGAUGCGAAGAAGGCUGCAGCUUCUAUCUUGGAGGAUCCUGAGAAUACUGGUCGAGCUGCGCACCUUGCUGCUCGAAAGGAGCAGUCAGCACUCCGAUCUAUCAUCAAGUGCAUUGAAGAAUACAAACUAGAGGCUCAGUUCCCACCGGAGAAUCUCAAAAAACGUCUUGAACAGCUAGAGAAGGUCAAGCCCGAGAAGAAAAGGCCAGUUGCAGUUCCUGCCAACAAAAGAACCCGCACUAGCAACAAUGGGCCAAUGCCUCCAGCCAAGGCUGGCCGCUUGAUGAACGCUUACGUGUCAUCUUUCCCACCGCCUCCCGCAUUUGUUAGGUCUCCCUCACACACGCAGUAUCCAAGUCCCGUGGCAGCUUAUCCUUCUCCGCCGCCCGUUUAUGGCACCAGGAGCCCACCAUCUCCAUAUGCUUACUCUCCAGAACCUGUUCCUCCUCCUCCUCCUCCCAUGGCUGGAUCAUAUCCUGGAGCUCCGUUGAGUUAUCCCGCAUAUGGAGGGUAUGUAAAUGGGUAUGCUCCAGCUUAUCAGCAGGCUUACUACCGAUAGACAUGACUACUACUCUCGACAAAGUCGGUAACCACUACUGAUAUGAUGACAUCAAUCUCAUUUGCUUUCUCAACUGGCUUGUUUGUAAUCACUAACCUUUUUAAUGGUAGCGAUGUGUGUGUUAAUUAAUUAUAACUGUUAUAUACUUCUUGCUUUAUCAUCAUGGUAAGAAGCUGUAUUUCUAAUGUUGAUCAAACUGUAGCUCUAGGUGAUUGUGAAAGUCAUCCUAAUGAUGGAAACAUAACUAUGUUGAACUACAAGUACUAUGAUUGAUUCUAGGAUUAGUUUGUACUUUGUAGAGAA